AUGUCUAUUGAGAACUUGAAGUCAUUCGACCCAUUUGCUGACACUGGUGAUGAUGAAGGUACUACAGCUAACUACAUCCAUAUUCGUAUCCAACAAAGAAAUGGUAGAAAAACUUUAACAACUGUUCAAGGUGUUCCUGGAGAAUAUGAUCAAAAAAGAAUUUUGAAAGUUUUAAAGAAAGAUUUUGCAUGUAACGGUAAUAUCGUUAAGGACUCUGAGAUGGGUGAAAUCAUCCAAUUACAAGGUGAUCAAAGAGCUAAAGUUAGUGAAUUUUUAACAACACAACUUGGUAUGCAAAAGAAAAACAUCAAAAUUCACGGUUUUUAA
Messenger RNA from Zygotorulaspora mrakii, 327 nucleotides. It is a transcript of the gene SUI1, whose product is annotated as translation initiation factor eIF1. NCBI's taxonomy places the organism in Eukaryota, Fungi, Ascomycota, Saccharomycetes, Saccharomycetales, Saccharomycetaceae. Gene Ontology annotation, biological process: translational initiation. The record is from RefSeq and is a predicted model, not a curated record. Gene Ontology annotation, molecular function: ribosomal small subunit binding; RNA binding; translation initiation factor activity. The coding region runs from base 1 to 327 and encodes 108 amino acids. Gene Ontology annotation, cellular component: eukaryotic 43S preinitiation complex. The transcript has a single exon.